AUGGAGCCCACUAUUCAUAGCGAAUUUGAGCACGACACGGGCACGUGGCAGUAUGUCGUGGCUGAUCCGUCAACAAUGACGGCCGCAAUUAUUGAUCCUGUUCUGGAUUAUGAUCGUACAAGCCAAGGCCUUACUACGCACACCGCUGACGAGUUGUUGGCACUGGUUAAGGAGAAAGGCUACAAAGUGGAUUGGAUUUUGGAAACCCAUGUGCAUGCCGAUCACCUAACAGCGGCUUCAUAUCUUCAAAAGCGUCUUGCUGAAGAACAGGGAUAUAAGCCGUCUGUUGCCAUUGGCAAGCGAAUUGGCCAAGUCCAAAGGUUCUUCGGCAGGAGAUAUGGAGUUCCAGAGGAGCAAUAUCAAGUUGUUUUUGACCAUCUGCUAGAAGAUGACGAAGAGUUUAUGAUUGGCAGCAUCCAAGCUACGGCUAUGCAUCUCCCCGGCCAUACACCUGACCAUAUGGGCUACAAAGUUGGAGAUAACGUCUUUUGUGGCGAUUCUGUUUUUCAUGCCGACAUUGGCUCCGCGCGCUGUGAUUUCCCAGGUGGCAGCGCUGGAAGCCUUUACUCGUCAGGUCGUAAGCUGCUCAGUUUGCCAGACCAUGUCAAGAUCUGGACUGGUCAUGAUUAUCCUCCGAAAGACGGCCGCUCUCCACAAGCAUACAUGACUGUGCAUGACCACAGGGAGCAAAAUAAGCAUCUUAAGGACGGUAUCACGGCUGAGGAGUUUGUAGCUAUGCGAAAUGAACGCGAUGCAGGCUUAGCAGCGCCGAGGAUGCUCCACCAAUCUCUUCAAAUAAACAUACGAGGAGGGCGGCUACCAUCCCCGACCCCGGAUGGCCACCGAAUGCUACGCUUACCGCUGGACAUAAAGGGCGCAGAAUGGUAG
Trichoderma asperellum CBS 433.97 is the source of this 888-nucleotide messenger RNA. RefSeq lists its product as uncharacterized. Lineage: Eukaryota; Fungi; Ascomycota; Sordariomycetes; Hypocreales; Hypocreaceae. Gene Ontology annotation, biological process: glutathione metabolic process; hydrogen sulfide metabolic process. The record is from RefSeq and is a predicted model, not a curated record. Gene Ontology annotation, molecular function: sulfur dioxygenase activity.